Molecule: messenger RNA, 1195 nt
Organism: Bactrocera dorsalis (oriental fruit fly)
Lineage: Eukaryota; Metazoa; Arthropoda; Insecta; Diptera; Tephritidae
Product: cilia- and flagella-associated protein 299
Exons: 2
Coding region: 315-1028 (237 amino acids)
Source: RefSeq, a predicted model, not a curated record
AGUACAAUAGACACCGAAUUUUGGUGCAAAUAAAAAAUUAAAAAAAUUUCUAAAAUAUAAAAAAAUUUAAAUAUUAUCAUUAAAAAAAAUACUUCAAAACAAAAAGUAACGUCCGAAAGUUCUACAAAUGCACAAAUAUAUAUAUUAUUUAUAUUUAAAUACAUGAUUUAACUAAAAACUAUGAGUCAAUCAAGAUAAGCCAACAAAAAUUACGUAAUACUCAAUAAAAAAAAAUAUUCGCAAAAUAAACAAAAUCAAAAGAAAAAUUUGAACAAGCUACAAGCCAGAGCCACCAUCAAAACACCAUCGUCAAAAUGAGUUCCGUACAACAGGAUAUGUUUCUACUGGACUGUCCUACCUAUGAGGACUAUUUGGACACAUUCAUCACACGCCAUGAUAUACACUUUCUACGCAACAUACGCUUCUGUCGUAUGCUCGUCGAACUUGGCUAUCGUUCGGCGUCCGAAAUCUACACACCCGAACAGUAUGAGAAGCGCAAGGCGGCUGUACAGGAAUCGUUAUGGCCGACGAAAAAAUCGGCAAUGUUAUUCAGUGAGAAUAUGAAUUCCACAGACCCCGUGCUGCUUGAGUUGGCACGACGUGAACAGCCGAAUACACAGAAGAUCAUAUCGACCAUCAUAUUUGUUAAACAUCGGCUAAAGUCCGGUUUCGAGAUUUCCGGUUAUAUCGAUUUCGAACAUAGUCUUAAGCAGGCAAAUUUGAUGGUCGAAGGUUGUACCGAUUGGUUGGGCGUAUUUCAGGAGCGUGUGCUAUUACGUCCGAAACCGACGGAUCUCAGUUUUUACGAUUGGCACAAGGGUACGGUGCAUUACAAUCAUUCCGAAAACUAUGUGGUUCUACAUGAUGUCGAGAAUGGUCUGAUAUUUAUGCAUCGCGGUGAUCACAAGAAGAUUUGUGUCGAUAUUUUACGCGAAAUGUAUACAAAUAAUUGCACACGCGAAAUGCAUUUCUCGGAAAGAUAUGGGCAUGUCAUAUUCUACGAUCACAUAAUACGAAAGAAGAUAUAGUUGUCUAGCAUAUAUUUCUAACGGUGUGUACUUUUUUGAUGUUAUUGUGUAAUGUAAUAACUAUUCUCGCGCGUUUAAUGUUUUUGCUGUUAAAAAAAUAAUUUUACUUGGAUUUUCUUGUGUAUUUCCCAUUGAUUUGUGAGCUCCAUCGAAAACCCAUGCCAGAA